Messenger RNA from Phoenix dactylifera (date palm), 1057 nucleotides. Its product is annotated as photosynthetic NDH subunit of lumenal location 2, chloroplastic-like. Gene Ontology annotation, biological process: photosynthesis; photosynthetic electron transport chain. Lineage: Eukaryota; Viridiplantae; Streptophyta; Magnoliopsida; Arecales; Arecaceae. The record is from RefSeq and is a predicted model, not a curated record. Gene Ontology annotation, cellular component: extrinsic component of membrane; chloroplast; photosystem II. Gene Ontology annotation, molecular function: calcium ion binding.
CUUCCAUAGAAUCAUUAGUCUGAACUCGAUUCACCCCAAUAAAAUUAACACCUUCUUCCUCCUUCGAUGGGCAGCUUCGCCAAGAAUAUGAUCCUAUGCCAUGCCAACAUCACCAUGUCCCGGAGUGACGACCACCAUCGCCGGCUACAGCAAGCAGUCCAUGCACCGGAGGAGAUGCCAGGGAUGACGACACGGCGGUGGGCUUUGCUGUUUGCAGCCCUGGCUGGCUCCGCGAUGCCGGGGUUGUGGCGGCCGCCACCGCCGGCGCAGGCGCAGAGCUGGGGCACGCAUUCGUUCAUCAAGGAGAAGUACUUCCAGCCGGGGCUGACGCCAGAGGAGGCGGCGGCGAGGAUCCGGCAAACGGCGGAGGGGCUCCGGGAGAUUAGGCACAUGCUGGACACCAUGUCGUGGCGGUUCGUGUUGUACUACAUCCGGCUCAAGCAGGCCUACCUCGACGCCGACCUCAAGAACGCCGUCGCCACCGUCCCCGAGGCCCGCCGUAAGUCCUACGUCAAGAUCGCCAACGAACUCGUCGAGAACAUGGCCGAGCUAGAUCGUUAUGUAAGGUCUCCCAAGGUAUAUGAAUCCUACCUCUACUACGAGAAGACACUUAACUCAUUGGAUGAACUGAUAGCAAUGCUGGCUUGACCAUGGGAGACCCUAUGUGCCAAGGUUGGAUAUGUUGUUUGAGCUAAACUUUGUAUUGGCCAGCAAUGGAUGGUCAAGCAAAACAAAUCUGCAGCAAAAGAGCCAGUUCGAUGCAAGAAAUUAUUGAUGGAGCUGGGGGUGGAGUUUGCAGCAUUGAAUUGCUGCUUCAGGUGCGCAUCAGGGAAAUCUCUGAGAAGAAAAAAUGCUACAUCAUCCUAGUGCAAUAGACAGCUACAUUAUCCUAGCGAUCCAUCAAAAAAUGUUUCGUCUAAGAUCAAGUGGGAAAUCUCUUGUAUUAUUUGAAUAGCAUCAAAAAAUAAAUGCCAAAUUAUCUAAAUUGUAAAUCAUCGCAUUGUCAACGUGAUAAAUGCCAGAUAUAUAAAUUGUAACUUGAGAUGAUUUUCAAGAA